UAUAAAGAUGGAUAAAAAUAAUUUAAGUUCUGAAGAUGAAUUUAUGAUAGAAGCAUUAAAGGAAGCUACAGAUACACAUUUUUUAAAAGAAUAUUUUUUUAAAGAAAUGUCGUCUGAAGGUAAAAAAGCAACAGAUAAAACAACAAACUCAUGUGAACAGAAGUCUCAGCGACGAGAUUUAAAACGUAGGGAUGAUUUUAAAGUUUUCGGAGUAUCGGAUGCUUUUCAGAAUUAUAUUUCCAAACAUCUGACAAAAAUAUUCGACAAGAGUAUCAAGUUUGUGGAUAAUUUGGAAAAACAUUUUUUCACUGCAGAAAAACAAGGAUCAAACUUUGGAGGGGGGAUCAGAUUAUUGAGCAGAUUUGAUACAGUUGUUCGCGAUGUAGAAAAUGCCACUGAAAAUGGUAAUUUUUUUAUAAAUAAAAAGCGUCGUAAACCAAAAUUCUUGAAAAAAGAUGAUAACGUUCCAAGUAAAAUAAAAGUUAAAGAAGCGGCUGUGCAUCCAGGAUGGAUUUUGUCGAAAUGUGAUACGAAAGCUUGGGCUAAUACAAAAAAAGAGGCAGAAUUUAAAUAUAAGAAGCGUCCAGAUGGAUCACUAUUCAAUCAAUGAGAAAGGAAUCCGUAUAUGGUACAUGACUUUCUUUAUAAUAUUCUAUGAUUAGCAUUUAAUUUGUAAAUUAAUGAAAAGAAGUUCUUAUAAAAUUGAUUUCUGAAAAAUA
This is a messenger RNA of Belonocnema kinseyi, 719 nucleotides long. RefSeq lists its product as uncharacterized. Lineage: Eukaryota; Metazoa; Arthropoda; Insecta; Hymenoptera; Cynipidae. The transcript is spliced from 3 exons. The coding region runs from base 8 to 610 and encodes 200 amino acids. The record is from RefSeq and is a predicted model, not a curated record.